Chlorocebus sabaeus (green monkey) is the source of this 1339-nucleotide messenger RNA. RefSeq names its product fibroblast growth factor 6 (gene FGF6). Gene Ontology annotation, molecular function: growth factor activity. The record is from RefSeq and is a predicted model, not a curated record. Lineage: Eukaryota; Metazoa; Chordata; Mammalia; Primates; Cercopithecidae.
UAAGGAAGCCAGCGCUGCCAGGCAAAGAACUUCUGCCCAAUAUGGGUCCUGGGUGGCCUCUCGCCUCUCUCUUUCCCUGGGCCCCCAGCCAGCUUCCCCCCUCCCCCAGAGAUGCUCCCUGCUCACUUCAUUCCUGCCUCAUAGUUGGAAUGACAGUGGCUCCCAGAACCCCUGGGGAGCGUGGAGGGUGAUGGGGGUCUGGAGAGGCAGCCAGGCCCAAGAGCAGGUUAAUGUUACAGCCCUGGAUAAGUGAGCCGGGCGGGUUGACGUCAGGGUGAUGAUGGGUGGAGGGGAGGGCCGGGCUGCUGAACCAACUAUAAAGAUAGGUCAAAUCAAAUAUCAUCAACUCGGGACGGAGCAAGCGGGCGAGCUAGAGAGCGUCCCCGAGCCAUGGUCUCUACCGGCCGCGGCUCAGCCUGGGUCCCUCUGCUCUCAACCCGAGUGCCCGAUGCAGGCUUUGGUUUCAUGUCAGCAGCCUUCAUCUGCCUUCCAAAAAUAAGCCCCUGCCGCCAUGCCGGAGGGAGAAAAACAAGAAGGGCGGUAUUUUUAGGGCCAUUAAUUCUGACCACGUGCCUGAGAGGCAAGGUGGAUGGCCCUGGGACAGAGGCUGUUCAUCACUAUGUCCCGGGGAGCAGGACGUCUUCGGGGCACGCUGUGGGCUCUCGUCUUCCUAGGCAUCCUAGUGGGCAUGGUGGUGCCCUCGCCUGCAGGCACCCGUGCCAACAACACGCUGCUGGGCUCGAGGGUCUGGGGCACCCUGCUGUCCAGGUCUCGUGCCGGGCUAGCUGGAGAGAUCGCCGGGGUGAACUGGGAAAGUGGCUAUUUGGUGGGGAUCAAGCGGCAGCGGAGGCUCUACUGCAACGUGGGCAUCGGCUUUCACCUCCAGGUGCCCCCCGACGGCCGGAUCAGCGGGACCCACGAGGAGAACCCCUACAGCCUGCUGGAAAUUUCCACCGUGGAGCGAGGUGUGGUGAGUCUCUUUGGAGUGAGAAGUGCGCUCUUCGUUGCCAUGAACAGUAAAGGAAGAUUGUACGCAACGCCCAGCUUCCAAGAAGAGUGCAAGUUCAGAGAAACCCUCUUGCCCAACAAUUACAACGCCUAUGAGUCAGACUUGUACCGAGGGACCUACAUCGCCCUGAGCAAAUACGGACGGGUAAAGCGGGGCAGCAAGGUGUCCCCGACCAUGACUGUCACUCAUUUCCUUCCCAGGAUAUAAGGACCCGCAAAAGAAGGCUCACGGAUUUAAAGCAGCAUCUGUUCUAUUGGAAUUUUGCACAAGCGAAUAACUCCCCUUGCCCUCCAUGGCUUCUGAGUCAGGUUUAUCUCGUGCUUGGGGAGA